CCAUCUUGACAUUUUCAACCUUUUUUUGUGGUUUUGUCUAGUCCAACUUAGUUGCUCCAAUUUGCUCGAUACUGUCACGAAUAGAACGAUAAUUCCUUCUCUCUUUUUUUUAUUAAAAAGAAAAUCACAAUACUACCAACGGAUUUUGACAAUACGUCACUCAAAUAUAUUAACCUGCGGCGCUGUGUGACCUCGUUGGGGCAUUCCUGGUUAUACCUGGACGAGUUGUGUCGGCAGACUGUUACAUACACCCAUCUUCGGCCCUUUUAUUUCCUCUUUGUACUCGAUAAACCCGACCGUUUCCUCAGUAGACUACACCACGAACACGCACUCUCACCCACAGGCUUGCUGCGCAAUCUGUGGUUUGAAAACCGACAUACCACAAAAUGCCCGAUCACGAGAAUCUACAGGCUUCUGAGCCCGUCAUCCAGAAUACCUCAACCACAGCAGCUCUCGAAGCUGCCGUCAGCACCCCUCCACCACUCUCGACACCUAUACCCAUCAUGUCGUCCUCUCCAGCUCCUCUUCGACCCGCACUCGCAGGCGGCAGACCGAGCGGUGGACGAACACCGAGACUAGGCCUAGCUAUCCCACCAUCUCCUAAUGUUAAGCCCGUAGGCACCCCUGGCGUUCCGUCGCGGCCUCAGCUCACUGUCCACGUCGCUACUCCGAUGGGUAGCACGGUCGCACCAUAUGAGCAACAUCGACCUACAAUUCAGCCGGGACAAUCCGCAAGCGGUGGUAGCGAAAGCAGCGCAGCGCACUCGCGAUCCGGCAGUUUCGGUCCUCUCGACGGAAGAGCUAGCAACCCUACAUCCGCAGGCUCCCAAUUCUCUGCACUAUCGUUUGCGUCACAAUAUGGCAUUGGAUCAAGACCUCAAGGCACGCCAGACCCUAUAUCCGCUGUUGGUUCUAUCUACUCUGAGAGAAGCGAGGGGGGUAUUGGCAUGGAGCGAGAUAGCAGCAUGCAGGGCCUCGAGGAUAGCUUCGAUAAGAUGACCUUGGAGAAAGCAAGAACUGCGGAUGUAGAUGAGCUCGAUGACAAUGGCUGGAGAAUUGCAAGCGCAGAAAACAGGAUUGUUGAGUUAGGCAGUCUAGGCGAAGGUGCCGGCGGCGCCGUCACGCGGUGCAAGUUGAAGGGUGGAAAGACAGUAUUUGCAUUGAAGGUCAUUACCACAAAUCCAGACCCGGAUGUCAAGAAGCAGAUCUUCCGUGAAAUAAACUUCAAUAAGGAAUGCGCAUCGGAGCAUAUUUGCCGAUAUUAUGGAGUUUUCGGCGAUCCUGCCACUGCCACUAUUUCUAUCGCUAUGGAGUUUUGCGAGGGCGGAUCCCUCGAUAGCAUCUACAAAGAAGUCAAGCGACUUGGCGGCCGAACAGGCGAGAAGGUUUUGGGAAAGAUUGCCGAGGGCGUCCUCCGAGGAUUAACCUAUCUCCAUAGCAAGAAGAUUAUUCACCGAGAUAUCAAGCCAUCGAAUAUUUUGCUGUGUCGUAACGGCGAAGUCAAACUGUGCGACUUUGGCGUGUCAGGCGACUUUGGAACCAAGGGCGAAGCUAAUACCUUCAUUGGCACGAGUUAUUACAUGGCACCGGAGCGUAUUACAGGUCAAAGUUACACUAUCACGUCAGAUGUUUGGUCAACUGGAGUCACACUUCUUGAGGUGGCCCAGCACCGAUUCCCCUUCCCGGCUGACGGGACCGAGAUGCAACCUAAGGCGGGUUUGAUCGAUCUACUAACCUACAUCGUCCGACAACCGAUACCGAAGCUCAAGGACGAGCCGGAUGCUAACAUAUUCUGGAGUGAUAGCUUCAAGUAUUUCAUCGAGUGCUGUCUCGAGAAGGAACCAGCCCGUCGAGCAAGUCCGUGGAGAAUGCUCGAGCACCCAUGGAUGAUGGAGAUGCGGACGAAGCGGGUAAAUAUGGAAAGAUAUCUAUCUCAGGUUUGGGGAUGGGACGAUGUGACGAAAUCCUAAGCUACAAGGAAUAGCUUGAAAUAAGCGACCCCUAAUCCUCUCGCCCAGGACAAAACGGCUACCAGGCGUCCAAGCCUGCUAUGAUACCCACCCGCAUAACCUCAUCUUGACCUAUUUAAAGGCAAACAGCCAGCUAACACUAUCGCACGUCGCUUGCGCACCACCGCCAGCAAGCCAUAAUUACACAGCAUUUAGAUUACCAGUAUCGGAGGGUGCGUCACUGCUUAUUGCGCCAAGGAACACACAUGACUGGGAUACUUGAAAGGGGGGCGAAGCAGCUGGAGGAGGCGAACGUAUAUCAACUCGUAUAUAUUACUCACACAUAUUUAGGGAGUUUGGGGAUGGGGACCGUAAGAUUCAAGGGGCCGAUUAGGUUAACAUGGAAUAAAAAAUGAUUACAUGUGCUAGCAAGGCAUAACGUUAGGUACAUAGGCAUUCAUCUACGUACCUUGAUUGAAUCUUUAUUUCAUGGUUUCCUUGGUGAUGUGAUGUAUAUCAUGUCAGCGGCGGAGUCUUGUACGCAUUUCGGCCAGGCUAUUUCCAAGUAAAGAUAAUAUAAAGAUAAGAUAUAUAACAUAUACCCCUUCGUAAAUUCAAGGUGUACUAGGUACAUGUGCUUCCUGACUACUAUGUACCUAUUAGGUUAGGUUAGUAAU
This is a messenger RNA of Daldinia caldariorum, 2626 nucleotides long. Its product is annotated as kinase-like protein. Gene Ontology annotation, biological process: protein phosphorylation. The transcript is spliced from 4 exons. Gene Ontology annotation, molecular function: ATP binding; protein kinase activity. NCBI's taxonomy places the organism in Eukaryota, Fungi, Ascomycota, Sordariomycetes, Xylariales, Hypoxylaceae. The record is from RefSeq and is a predicted model, not a curated record. Bases 387 to 1970 code for a protein of 527 amino acids.